UUCUCCUCCCGGCUCUUCCCCCCUCCUCUUUCCAUCCCAGCCUCUGAGGGGUGUUAACAAAUUGCAUGCAGAUUUUCUUAUACAGCAACUUUCCCCCCAGACUGGUCUCAAAGAAGGAAGCUGAAAGACCUGGAUUGUCAAGGAUGGUAUAUUUUUUUUCUUCUGCAAAUUAGCUCAGACCGCUGGAUUGUAAUGGGCUAGCUUUGUCUCCGUGGAUUGUACAGAAGGAUGGAAUAUCCGGGGAAAUUGCGCUUGCGGAGAUCUUUCAGUGAACGUAUCAGGGUCUCCACCAACAAAGCAUGGGAUGUGUUCUGGAAAAGCACACGAGAAAAGCGUUUGUCAGAAAUUGAGGCCAAGGAAGCCUGUGAAUGGCUGAAGGCUGCUGGUUUCCCUCAGUAUGCUCAAAUGUUUGAAGAUAUGCAGUUCCCUAUUGAUAUCAAAACUGUGAGGAAAGAUCAUGAUUUUUUAGAUCAAGAUGCAAUAGACUCCCUGUACAGACGGUUAAAUACAUUGAAUAAGUGUGCAGCAAUGAAAGUUGAAAUAAAUCGGCAAAGGAAACGGAGUGAUGAAUCUGAGGAGGAUGAACCUUGUGCACUAAGUAACAAAUGGACUUAUGAGAAAUGUACUCAGAGAUGGUCUCGUCUUGAGAGCUUAGACGGUUUUGGCGCUUCGGCAGUGGACAGUUUGAGGCUUAAGAGCAUCGGCAGUGGGGAUAUAGCCUUUUCCGACCAUGGGGAGAGAAACGAUGAAUCUUCGGUUCACAGUACCAGCAGUGGCGACAGUGACUUAAUCAGCUUUCCAAAGGCUUUUGAGGAAGUGGAGACUAGCAGGAGUUCGUCCACGUGCUCCUCAAAUAAAUUGGCGUCUCCCGACUCUGCCUUCAGUUGCUCUUCGUCUCCUGGCGAAACCUUGAAUAUAGUCUGUGAGGACAAGCCUUUGGAUAAACCAUGCGACAAAAAGGGAAGGAACUUCCUGAAGAAAAUGGAGAAGCUGCGCAUAAGAAGCAGCAGUCUAAAGAGGGAACUUAAUUCAAAGGCCAAACCCAUUAUCAGUGAGCCAAUUCUCUUAGAGGGUCUAACUGAAGAGAAACUGAGAAAACUCAAUUGUAUGAAUAUUAGUGACGUGUCCAAUAGCCAGAUAAUGCAGUCCUCUUAUUCACCACAGACCUGCAGCAGCAGCAGCAGCCAGUCCGGAAACAGCAGUACUGUGAGCACCCCAAGCCCUACUAUCAAAGCCAGGAGGCAGAGUAGCAGAGGGACAUACGUAGAGGGCGUUGAUGCCAGCAAGCUUGCUGUGUGGAAUGAUCUCUCGGAGCAGAACUUGGAAAACGAGAUAAAUUUGCAUGAAAACAAAGUAUUUCAGGUGCCACAAGGCCAUAAGCCUGGGACAUUCCCCAAAGCACUGACUUACAGCCUUUUGCCUCCACUAGACAACACUGCAGUGAACUGGAGAACUGGGAGUUUUCAUGGCUGCCGCAGAAAUAGGGCUCACGUGGGUUCUCGAGGCUCUGAGACAACACCUGGCUCUCUCUCAUUGAUAGAUAACAGACUGAGCAUAUAUGACAACGUGCCUGAAAGUCCAGUCCAUGUUAACAAAAUGGAUGCACCAGAGGCGGGAGACGAUGAUGUUUUUACAGAACUAGACAGCGUUAUGGAACACGUCAAUGGGCUCAGGAAGUUGGUCAGUCAGUGGUCGGAGAAAUUCUCUGAUGAUGGGGACUCAGACUCCGCCAGUCAUUCCAACCAGUCUGCUUCUCCAUGCCCAUCAUCCCCUAAGGAGAUUCACCUCGAGAUUAAAAAGCAUUCAGAGGAGAAACUGAUGGAACCGCCUAUCAUUGAUGGAGAAGAUGACUGCAAGAGUACCAGUGAGCACCCUUAUGCAGAACUGGCAUAUGUAACAGAACCAGGGAUAAGGCUGGCACCAGCAUGUUGCAUCAGACCUGUGGGAACAUAUUGGUCUACUGAGGAAGGCACGAACUUGGAAGAUCUUUCUGUACAACUUGACAGCCAGUCAGCAGCCCACCUAAACCGAAUACAGAAGCUUGCUUUGUUAAAACUGACUUCUUUAAUGGACAAAUACACUCCUUCCAGCAAGCAAGGAUGGAACUGGACUGUUCCAAAGUUUAUUAGAAAAAUAAAACCUGAUUAUAAGGACAAAAAUAUAUUUGGAGUACCACUAUUGUUAAAUGUCCAGAGAACAAGUCAUCCUUUUCCAAUGAGCAUACUCCAGGCCAUGGACUAUUUAAGAGACAAUUUUCUCGAUCAGGUUGGCCUUUUCAGAAAAUCUGGUGUGAAAUCUAGGAUCCUCUCCUUACGGGAAAUGAAUGAAAAUGACCCUCACAAUGUAACUUAUGAGGGGCAAUCAGCAUUUGAUGUGGCAGAUAUGGUGAAACAGUAUUUCCGAGAUCUUCCAGAACCUAUAUUCACCAGCAAACUCUGUGAAUCCUUCCUUAACAUCUACCAAUAUUUGCCUAAAGAUCAGCAAUUCUGCGCUGUCCAGGCUGCUGCUAUUCUGCUUCCAGAUGAAAAUCGUGAAGCUUUGAAAAUUCUACUCUUCUUUCUCAGGGAUGUAGUAGCUUUUGUCGAGGAAAACCAAAUGACACCUACCAAUCUCGCUGUCUGCCUUGCCCCAUCUCUGUUUCAUCUUAAUUCCCUGAGAAGAGAAAGUUCCUCGUCAUCUAGAUCCAGCCAGAGAAAAUAUAGUACAGGAAGACCUGACCAGAGAGAUCUAAGUGAGAAUUUAGCUGCAACACAAGGCCUAGCCCACAUGAUAAUGGAGUGCCACAGACUCUUUCAGAUACCCGACUACUGCAUUGAUGAAGGUCGUGAAGAUUCCUGUAAUCGAAACCUCUCGGAUGAAACGAACCGAACCAUCUCAGCAAGCCUUUCUAGCACACUGAUCUCCCUGGAACACUCCAUGCAGGAUUUGCUCCGAGACGCCAAGGAAAAUUUCAGGAACUGGGUUGCUUGUUUCAUUGCGGAAGGCGUGGACUCUGGUUAUAAAAAGGUGGACGAUAACUGUUACCUCCGUUUAUGGAGAGCUUCUGUUGAAAUGUAUGCCACUCCUAAAGCAGUUCUACACCGUGUACUGAUGGAACAGCACCUGUGGGAUCCGAGUCUUCAGCAGUCAAAGAUCUUAGAGGUCUUAGAUGAUGAUACAAACAUCUAUCACUACACAACAGAGAGCAUGUCUCCACUUCCUCCACGAGACCAUGUGAUCCUAAGGACGUGGCGAACUGAUCCUCAAAGCGGGACUUGCGUGUUAGCAGCUACCUCAACAGACAGUGGAAAUGUUAAGCCGAAUGGGAUCCUAGCUAAAGUUUUGCUGUGUCAGUACCUUAUAGAAGCAGUUGGCUCCCAGAAAUCCAAAGUAACACACAUCUGUCGAAUAGAUAAAAGGGGCCGGACACUAGAAUGGUACAACAGGGCUUUUGGUCACAUUUGUACUGCAGAACUGAUGAGGAUUAAAGAAUCCUUUAAAACUUCACAGUGAUUUUCUGGUUUUGAAGGAGAAGCAAUGAGUAGUGUCUAAAACUGUCUUUCUUCCUAGAUUAGAGCUAAAAGCCAUCUAGGUUGCAUUGUUUUGAUCAGCUAAGAGUGCUGCAUAUAAAUUGAAUGUUACUAGCAUUUUAUAAAGAGCAUUUUUUUUUCUCUUGAAGCAUAUUCUUGAACUGGUGGACGCUAUGCAACAUUUUUAGAUAGUUUUAUAUAAAAAAUUUAUAUGAUGAAAAGAUUACCUAUCAGAGUUAAGUUAUUUUUAAAAAACAGGUUGAUGUGUUCUAAGUAUAUUUUAAUUUGUAAAAUGUGGGACAUAUUUUUCAGAUGUUAUAAUUAGUUGCUACAAGUAGAUUCAAAUUUACCAGCUAUUCAGCAGGUUUUCUGAUUUAAGCAUUGCCUAUUGGCGACACUUGGACAGGUAGCUCUUCUGCGUCUGUAUAAAGAUGAAAGAGGUGCACCUUUUACCUUCAAAAAUGCUGUAUGUAAAAGCUUAAAUUGUAUGUAUGAAUAUUUGAUCUAUUUUGUAAGCACAAUCCUGCCUCACACUGAUGGCAAAAUGGGCACUUUAGUCCUUAAAGGUGAAUAUCGUUUCCCUUUGCUGGCUUGGUAGUUCUUGGUAGUCCUUAACAACCCACUUUCGAAACUUAGAAAAAUUGAUUGGUGCAGUGGUGGCAGCUGCUGUCCUAACUGAGGGCAAUACUGUGUUGAAAUGCUAAUGACACAUUUAUAUGCCAUUUGAUUGUCAAUGAGAUUGCUUUAAUUGGUUAAUCAGUGUAACAUGAUUUCAGCAAUUAUAAAAAAUUUCAUUUGUUUUUUAUAAUCUGUAAUAUUCGGCAGUAAAUAAUAAAAUGGAGAGCCAGUUUGGUG
Heteronotia binoei (common prickly gecko) is the source of this 4364-nucleotide messenger RNA. Its product is annotated as rho GTPase-activating protein 7-like. The coding region runs from base 229 to 3492 and encodes 1087 amino acids. Gene Ontology annotation, biological process: regulation of Rho protein signal transduction; signal transduction; actin cytoskeleton organization. The record is from RefSeq and is a predicted model, not a curated record. The transcript is spliced from 14 exons. Gene Ontology annotation, molecular function: lipid binding; protein binding; GTPase activator activity. NCBI's taxonomy places the organism in Eukaryota, Metazoa, Chordata, Lepidosauria, Squamata, Gekkonidae.